Messenger RNA from Elgaria multicarinata webbii, 2571 nucleotides. It is a transcript of the gene HEXA, whose product is annotated as hexosaminidase subunit alpha. Gene Ontology annotation, cellular component: membrane; lysosome. NCBI's taxonomy places the organism in Eukaryota, Metazoa, Chordata, Lepidosauria, Squamata, Anguidae. Gene Ontology annotation, biological process: ganglioside catabolic process; glycosaminoglycan metabolic process; carbohydrate metabolic process. The transcript is spliced from 14 exons. Gene Ontology annotation, molecular function: beta-N-acetylhexosaminidase activity. The record is from RefSeq and is a predicted model, not a curated record. Bases 3 to 1580 code for a protein of 525 amino acids.
CCAUGGCGGGGCUGCGAGGCGCGCUGCUGGCGCUGCUCUUCGGGUGCUCCGGCGUGGCUGCCGUGUGGCCCCAGCCGCAAUCGCUCAGCGUGGCCCCCGCGGGCGGCUGCCGGCUCAGCGCCGCCCGGUUCCGAUUCGGCUACGCCAACUCCUCGGCCGUGGUUGCCGGCUGCGCGGUGCUGGAUCAGGCGUUCCAGCGCUACUGGAAGCUGCUUUUCCCUGCCGGACAGAAGGACCCAGAGAAAGGGCACUUUGGUGACCCGUCGUGUGGCGAACUUCUCGUCUUUGUCACCAAGCCGGGCUGCGAUGGCUACCCUUCGCUGGACUCCAAAGAGAACUAUAAGCUGAGUGUUUCAGAUGAGCAGAUGUUUCUGUCGGCAGAUACUGUCUGGGGAGCUCUCAGAGGCUUAGAGACCUUCAGCCAGCUUGUCUGGAGAGCCGACUAUGGAACGUUCUACAUGAACAAGACGGACGUUGUCGACUUCCCCCGCUUUCCUCACCGUGGCCUGCUGCUUGACACGUCUCGCCACUACUUGCCUUUGAGGGCCAUCCUGGAGACGCUGGACGCUAUGGCCUACAGCAAACUCAACGUAUUCCACUGGCACAUUGUGGAUGAUCCAUCCUUCCCUUACGAGAGCAUGGCGUUCCCAGAUCUCAGCUGGAAGGGAGCCUACCAGCCUGUCACCCAUGUGUACACGCCCAGCGAUGUGAAGACGGUGAUUGAGUAUGCCCGGCUGCGCGGAAUCAGGGUGAUUUCAGAAUUUGAUACGCCUGGCCAUACCCUCUCGUGGGGUCCAGGUGUCCCCGGCUUGUUGACUCCUUGCUAUUCAGGCCCAAAGCUGACUGGAUCCUACGGGCCUGUCAAUCCCAUCCUCAAUUCAACUUACCAGUUCAUGGGCAAGUUUUUUGCUGAAGUUAGUGCUGUAUUCCCGGACGUCUACAUUCACCUGGGCGGAGAUGAGGUUGACUUCACGUGCUGGAAGUCUAAUCCCAAGAUCCAAGCGUUCAUGGAGCAGAUGGGGUUUGGCCAAGAUUACAGGAAACUGGAGUCGUUCUACAUCCAGAGGCUGCUGGAUAUCGUGUCUUCCUACGGGAAGGGCUACGUGGUGUGGCAGGAAGUUUUUGAUAAUGGAGUGAAGGUGAAGCCCAACACCAUAAUACACGUGUGGAAACAGACCCCUGUAACGUACCAAAAAGAGCUGUCUAACGUCACCAAAUCCGGUUACCGGGCCCUGCUCUCUUCUCCUUGGUAUCUUAACCGCAUCUCUUACGGGCAGGAUUGGCUGGCAGCUUAUCAGGUGGAACCUCUGUCAUUUGAAGGCAGCCCCGAGCAGAAAGCUCUGGUGAUUGGCGGGGAGGCCUGUAUGUGGGGCGAAUACGUGGAUGAGACAAACUUGACCCCCAGGCUGUGGCCUAGAGCUGGGGCUGUAGCGGAAAGGUUAUGGAGCAACCAGACCGUUCGGCACGUGCAAGAUGCGUACACAAGGCUGAGAGACUUCCGAUGCACAUUGCUCAGACGAGGGAUCCGGGCACAGCCACUUUUUACAGGAUACUGUGACUACGAAUUCAACACACUUUGACUUCGGCAAUCUGCUCCUAUUCUCUUCCACAUACCUGCACCAUCUAUGUGUGGAGAGUAGGGGCAUGUUUGUUUAAUUCCAGUGAAACUUUCAUAAACAAACCAUUAUUGCUCCUCUUAUUAUUAUUAUACAGGUUUAAAAAACAAAGCACUUUUGGGGGGAUAAUUAUUAUUAAAAACAGAAACAAUUUAUCCAAUAAACCCGAAAGGAAAAAAAUUGCUUUUCUCCUCUGUGCUUAUAAGAUUUCUUCUUCUUUCCCCCCAAAAACUGCUAGAGGAGCUGCAUUAAGGAAUCAAGAGACAUGGGGAACCCUGCAGUUGCUUUCAUUGAAGGGAUUUAAUAUUUUCUGAUCUAACCUAUAUACUAAUAGUGGACUCGGUUCUCUGAAUGCCAGAUAUUAGCCAAAAUAGCACAAUCCACACAGAAGUGGGCAGAUAACCAAAAGGCUUGGGGAAAUGCCAAGUGUUUGGGUUUUUUGCAGAAGUACAAAACAUUUUUAGAGUGAAAACAACCUAAUGGGGGUGGGAGGAACUCCAAAACACCCCAGUAAGGACUGAGCAUGCUCAGUAGUCAUGUUAUGGUGACUGUUGAGGAAAGAAGAAAAAAUGGAAUGGAGUUGAAUGGAAAAGGGUAUGGCUGGCUGGAAACCUGAUCCCACUUGUUCUAACCAAAUCUGUUGUCGUGGUCCAGUACCUUCAUUAUAGAAGAGCAUUCAUUCUCUUACAUAUACGAAGAGGGUUGCACAGUUUUUAUAUUUUGUCCACUCCCAACUGCUACCUCAGCUCGCUGGUAUCUUCUGCUCUGAUGUAAGGCUUUUUUAAAAAAACAAAAGGUAGCUUGACAGUUUUUACUAUUAGCCAGCUUCCUGAGUCAAUUGGAUUGUAUAGAGAGCAUUUUGGAUGCCCCCUUGACGUGCCCUUCUCAUGACCGACAUUGUUUGCAGGUUGCCUCACUCUCUCAAAAGACAAUAUUGAUUAAAACUUUGAUUUUA